Molecule: messenger RNA, 1958 nt
Organism: Neodiprion virginianus
Lineage: Eukaryota; Metazoa; Arthropoda; Insecta; Hymenoptera; Diprionidae
Product: GPN-loop GTPase 2
Exons: 7
Coding region: 594-1469 (291 amino acids)
Cellular component (GO): cytoplasm
Molecular function (GO): GTPase activity
Source: RefSeq, a predicted model, not a curated record
GGCUACGUUCAAUCGAAGGUUCUUACUCAGAUGAGUACUGUGAACUCAACGAGGAAUUUUGUUAAUUUGGCUAUGGUACGAAUAGACUUAUCUCCGAUCAGAAUGUGUCAAUAACAUGUCUCUAGUUGAUACCGAAGUUAACCUAGAAGCCGGAGCGGCUGCGGCGAGUCCGAAUUUAACGUAUGCGAGCGAAGACAAAUCUACGGGGGUUGUGAUCAAUGGGGUACACACCGAUAUCGUAAUAAAAAACUACAGGAAUCGUAUGUUCUUGAUUCUUACUCAGUUUGAAAAAUUUGGUUCCAUACUGACUGUGACCAAAGAAGAAGCUGCCAAGAGCGAUGUUUACACAAUAAAUUUUUUGCAGAACCUUAUUGGGCAAGGAUGAUGAUCAAAUACACGCAGCAGCUCGGUACAUUGCUGAGCAAAUAGCUACAGAAAAGCCAUUGCUAAUAUCAAUUUGUUUAAAGGAUUAUGGAGUACAAACUGUGAAACAUAUAGUGGCUGCUAUCAAGAAAAUAUAGUCUUUGAUAGUCUUUGUGAUUCUUCUUGUAAAUUGAAGAAUCUUCAUUCAUCGAUUGCUCAUUUAUAACACAAUGACCUCGAUAUUUGGACAAUUAGUAAUUGGCCCACCUGGUAGUGGGAAAACUACUUUCUGCGAUGCAAUGUCAAAGUUUUUGACGAAACUGGGUAGAACAGUUGCUGUUAUUAACAUUGAUCCAGCGAAUGAAAACAUGAAGUAUGUCCCAUUGGUAGACAUUUCGGAGCUGAUUAAACACGACGAAGUAAUGACUACUUACAGACUAGGACCAAAUGGUGCCUUGAUUUACUGCAUGGAGUUUUUAGAAGCGAAUGUGAAUUGGUUGAUUGAAAAAAUUCUCAAUCUCAAAGGUUACUACUUGAUCAUCGAUUGCCCUGGCCAAGUAGAGCUGUAUACCCAUCACAAAUCAAUUAGUCGCAUAGCAGAGAGAUUGGAACAAAAUCUUGUUAGACUGUGUUGCGUACAGCUAAUUGAUUCACAUCAUUGUAGUGAUCCAGGAAAAUAUUUGUCAUCCUUAAUGCUCUGUACCAGCACAAUGCUACAUCUAGGAUUACCCCACAUUAAUGUUUUGACGAAGAUAGAUGAAAUGAAGAAAUUCAGCGAUCGCUUGACAUUUAAUUUUGAAUUUUAUACGGAAGUUCUUGAUUUACAAUAUCUUCUGGAAAAGCUCAAUGAAGAUCCCUUCACUUCAAAGUAUAAAAAAUUGAAUGCCGCAUUGGUUUCACUGGUUGAAGAUUACAGCUUAGUGAGUUUUAUACCAUUAGAUAUCUCCAAUCAGUCUCUUCUAUUGCAAGUAAAGAAUGCUGUAGAUAAAGCAAACGGUUACAUUUUUGGUGGCAAUGAACCAAAAGACGUUCAAACAUUACUCGCAUGUGCUGUUGGUGCCAUUAGUGAAACUGAAAAAAUGUCUACGAUUGAUAAUUAUCUAUAAGAUUGGUCUCCCGAACGUAUUAACUUACAACCAAUUAGAAUAUAUUUUGGUAUAACAAACUAGUAAUCAGAUAUUCUACUGGAAUGGCUUUUAAGAUAUACGAAUUUUAGAUAUAAACGAUAAUAAAAUUCAUUUAAGUAAAUUCUCAUGUGUUAUUUGCUUAUGAAAUAGUAUCAAAUGUACAAUAAAAUUGAAGAUGUAUCAUUCACUUUUUUAUAUUUGAAUGUAUGGAAUAGUUAAUAAAACCUGUGAAAGGAAUCACCUGAAGAAAUGUUUUAAUUUAUUUUCCGAUUCUGCAGUUUCGUAUAUAAUAAGACUUAUCAACCUACUAGAGAAUGAACGUUUAAAAGUUAGUGCUUGCGUGCAUUCGUAAAAACUUGAAAAGGUAUGGACUAAAUGUUGAUGAGCCAUUAAUUAAUACAUACCAGCUGGAAAAUGGAAAUAUCUUUUAACACAUUGAUCUUGAAUCAACAAAGGGCUGUCAUUACA